Messenger RNA from Solanum lycopersicum (tomato), 2663 nucleotides. NCBI's taxonomy places the organism in Eukaryota, Viridiplantae, Streptophyta, Magnoliopsida, Solanales, Solanaceae. The record is from RefSeq and is a predicted model, not a curated record.
UUUUUUUUUUUCAAUAGUUUUUUUUCUCACUUUUGUCUUGUGGGUGUUUGUUAUUCAGUAAUUUAGUACUAUAUAAUCUAUGUUUUCUGUUGAGUUUUUUGGGAUUUUUGUUGUAUCUUGUGUUGUUCUGUAAUGGGUCUGUGUUAUUUCUUGCUAUUACAUCAAAAUUUUAUGUGGGGUUAUUGUAAUUUGUAAGAUUGUGGGAUAAAAACUUGUUCUUGGAUAUUGGAAGGAACUGGAACUUAAUGGAACAGAAUUAAUUUAAUUAGUUUGAUGUAUAUAGCUGUAUAUAAUUGUGCUGCAUCUGGAUUUUAUGGAAAAGAUUGGGCUUUUGAGAGUUUUUGUUCUUGUGAUUACUAGUUUAAGAGGGAGGUUUAGAGUAGGGGAUAUUCAAGAGAAAAGGAAGGCUUUUUCGAUAGUGAAGAUUGGGGACGGGGAUAAGAGGGGUUGCUCGGAUGGUAACUACCUUCCACCUCUAACCUUUAAGUUGUUGGUUCGAGUUACCAAGAGAGAAAAAGGAUAGGAGGAGCUUUAAGGUUGGAGGGAGGGGUUAAAGAAAAGAAGAAUAUUGGGGAUGGGAAAAAGCUAUGCUUUUUUGGUUUAAUGGUUAAAUGAGGCUUGAUAUGGUUAUUGUAAAGAAUUUUGUGUUCUUGUAAUUAUUCCAAAACUGGUUCAGAUAGUUUAAGAGUAGGGGAUCUUCGGGAAAAACUGAGGCUUUUUGAUAGUGAAGAUUGGGGAUGGGGACGAGAGGGGGUUGCUCGGAGGGUAAACAUCCCCCACUUCCAAACCUCUAAGAUUGUGGUUUCGAGUUAGCAACAGAGCAAAAAGGGUGGGAGAUCCUAGGGAGGGGUUAAAAAAAAAGAAGAAGAUUGGGCGCGGGUAAAAAAAUAUUCUUUUUGGUUUUAACGUGGAAAUGGGGCUCGAUACAUUUUUUUUUAAAAAGAAUUGUAUUCUUGUAAUUAUUCCUGUAACUGGUUCAUUUAGUUUAAGAGGGGGGUUUAGAGUAGGGGCUUUUGAAGAAUUUUGUGUUCUUGUAAUCAUUCCUAUGACUGGUUCGAAGUAGUUUAAGAGGGGGUUUAGAGUAGGGGGAUCUUCAACUUUGAGAAAAAGUAAGGCUUUUUGGAAGUGAAGAUUGGGGAUGACAAGAGGGGUUGGUCGGAUGGUAAACACCCUCCACAUCCAACGCUAUGCUUGUGGGUUUGAGUCAACAAGGAGCAAAAAGGGUGGGAGCUCCUAGGGAGGGGUUAAAAAACAGAAGAGGAUUUAAAACGGGUAAGAACCCAUUGUUUUAUGAUUUUAACGGGGAAAUGGGGCUUGAGUAGAGCAGAAUGGAUAUGGAGGAUUCAUUAAGUAGAAUUCAACUAGUUUGGAAUUAGGCUUUUGUGUAGUUGUAUGAGCCCAAUACCUAAUGUGUGGGGUUAAGUGCAUGUCACUAUGUUGAACCGGCAACUGAUAAAAAUCGGGUAUUUAGGCUGAGAAGGGUAAAAGGGCUGGCCAUUAUUUAUUGAGUUUCUGAUUGAGCCCUAGCGGGUAAAGGGUACAGGAUAAAGGAUUGGUGUGUAGUUGAUUGAUUGAUUGGUUGUUGUGGUCUUAAUGGGGAUGAUCGAGGAUUUAUUUCUUUUAUAAUUGACCAUGAAUGUUGUUUUUCAACAGAGUAGGUUUUUAUUAGGGGUUUAAGGUUGGAGAUUUUGAUGAUUGGGGAUUCAGACCAUGAAUUCUCAUGUGAGUGGGCAACAAUAUCAUUUACAGUCAUUGGACAGGCAAAAUUCAUGGUUUAACCUUACGCUUUACGAGGUUGAGAAUCAGUUGGUUGAUUUAGGUAAGCCUCCGGGCAGUAUGAGUUUUGAUGAGUACUCACAAGUCUCAAGUGUGUGGAAUGCAGAUUUAAUUCAGACUUCUGGAGGAAAUAUUGAUGGUACUUCCACUGCCACUUCUUUUCAGCAUCAGGCUAGCUUAACUCUGGCAAGGGUGAUUAGUAGUGAUACAGUUGAUAAAGUGUGGAGAGACAUACAAUAAGGGCAGAAGGUGAUAAAUCUUGAGGAGAUGAACAGCCAGGAGAGAGAGCUAACCCUUGGUGAGACUACUUUGGAGGACUACUUGGUGAAAGCCGGGCUUUUCGUUGCUGAUGCUUCUUUAGGACAUACAAUGUCAUUGGAUAAUCCUACGGCAAUGCAAAAUUUUGUGCCUCCAAUAGGCUUGUCACCAUCUCCUUCGCUGUCUGAUACACCAGUUUCUGACCGGAAGAGGGGUGCUAUGGACAUCGAUAAGACUAUUGAUAGGAGACUAAGGAGAAAGAUCAAGAAUAGAGAGUCAGCUGCACGGUCCCGAGCCAGAAAACAGGCUUACCACAAUGAGCUGGUGAACAAGGUGUCACAUCUGGAAGAGGAAAACAUGAAGCUUAAGAAAGAGAAGGAACUGGAGAACAUGUUAUCCGAGUUGUCGUCUGAACCAAGAUAUCAGCUAAGACGAACGACUUCAUUCUGAUCGAGUUCUUUGGCAGAAGUUACUAUAGUCAUUAUAGAUAUAGGAUUUGUGUAUCCUCUAUGAAACAUCUUAUUAGGUAGUUGGGAGAUAGAUGUUAGAAUGUUUGAUCUUUGUUUUUAUCUGUAUAUGUUUAUAGAUGCACAUGAAAAAACUGAAGAUGAAAUGGACUCUUUACUAUA